CUUGAUAUAAAGAGCAUUGAAAUUGAAGAAAAUAAAAAUCUCUAAAAUAAAGAGCAUUGCAAUUCAUCUCUUCGGUUUAUAACAAACAGAAAAACAUAAAUCAGCAAGUUGCGAAUCAUGAGAGUGGCAGUGCCACGUUAUGGACUUCCAUUCUUGAAACCUCUCUACAAAUUCCCCUUCUCCUCUUCUACCUUUUCUCCUAAUAAAACUUGUACUCUAUUCUCUGCCAAAAUGUCAACAACCCCACCUUCUCAACUCACUCACAUCAUCAAUCUUCCAGCCCAACUCGAUCAACCCGUUUCCGUUGUCGCUGCUCCCGGCGUCUCCGACACCCAAUUCAGGAAUGCUAUUGAAUCCUCAUUAUUCAAGCAGUGGUUAAAGAACAUUCAGACUGAAACAGGACUGCUGGCUAAUGGAGCUAUGUCUCUAAGACAAGUUCUUAUUCAGGGUGUAGAUAUGUUUGGAAACCAUCUUGGGUUUCUAAAGUUCAAAACAGAUAUUAUUGAUAAGGAGACGGGUCAGAAGGUUCCUGGUAUCGUCUUUGCACGGGGUCCAGCUGUUGCAGUGCUAAUCCUUUUGGAUUCUGAGGGUGAGACGUAUGCUGUGCUUACGGAACAGGUUAGGGUCCCUGUUGGAAGGCUAAUUUUGGAAUUGCCAGCAGGAAUGUUGGAUGAUGACCAUGGUGACUUUGCUGGAACAGCAGUUCGAGAGGUUGAGGAAGAAACUGGAAUACACCUGAAUGUUCAUGAUAUGGUCGACCUCACGGCUUUUCUCGACGCAUCGACUGGGGGCAGAGUUUUUCCUUCUCCUGGUGGCUGUGAUGAGGAGAUCAGUUUGUUUCUAUACAGAGGAGAUGUCAGCAAAGAGAAAAUCCAACAACUGCAAGGGAAAGAAACUGGACUACGUGACCAUGGGGAGCUGAUUAAGGUGCAUGUGGUUCCAUAUGAUAAACUAUGGCGUGCCACAGCUGAUGCAAAGGCUCUGACCGCAAUUGCCCUCUAUGAGAUGGCCAAAAGAGAUGGGCUGCUACCUUGCUCGACGACGAGUUAAUAUUUCCUCUUCCAUUUAUCUCAAUUUACGUUAUUGCUUGCUUGGCUGAAUAGGUGAUGGUAUAUCUUAGGCAGAUGACAACUACAUUAUGGGCAUUCCUAGGUGCACUCUCCUUGCAACUGCAUCUGUUGUUGCUUGGUUUUGUAUAUCAGUUUGAAAAAGAUAAUAAAGAAGGGAAAGCGGAGAUUUUUCCUUGCACAGUUGAGAGAAGUCCUAAACCAUAACAAAUGUAAUGCGUUUUACUGUUCAUUCUGUUCGUGGUAUGGAUGGAUAAAUUGGCUUCAUAUUGAUCUUCAGGAUGUUGUUAUCACAUAACAUGGUUACUGCUAUUUAGCUUUGAGCUUGUA
Messenger RNA from Nicotiana attenuata, 1397 nucleotides. RefSeq names its product nudix hydrolase 14, chloroplastic. The record is from RefSeq and is a predicted model, not a curated record. Bases 118 to 1050 code for a protein of 310 amino acids. Lineage: Eukaryota; Viridiplantae; Streptophyta; Magnoliopsida; Solanales; Solanaceae. The transcript is spliced from 7 exons. Gene Ontology annotation, molecular function: ADP-glucose pyrophosphatase activity; ADP-ribose pyrophosphatase activity. Gene Ontology annotation, biological process: nucleoside phosphate metabolic process; ribose phosphate metabolic process.